AUGGCACUUCGCUCAGACAAUUCGAUCUUAUGGCUUGUUUUAGGUCUAUCGCUAGGCUUUGUAGCCGCUCGCCGCAUAGUACGGGAUCUAUAUGAAGUCCGUGAAUUGACAGAGAUCAAACGACCCGAUAACGACGAGAGUGUGAUUAGUAAAGGCACCGAAGAUGCUCUCAAGCUCGAAACGCUCCAAAAACUGACCGAAAGCCCGAGCUAUGAGCUUCGCGGGGCAUCUCUUCGAAUCAUCUCAGAGCGCGCUACGAAAGAGCCUUCUUGGGACAUACUAUUAGAAGACCUCACAAGUAAAAACAAACGACGACGCAACCGAGCUCUCGAUGCUAUUCACUUCCUGUUCGCUAGUCGCACUUUAUCUCGAGUAACUCUCUCUCCCCGCGUGAGAGAGAUAUCCACCUACAAAGCAAUCAUCGACUGUCUCUGCAAUUUCCUCGACGAACACACCAUCGAAUACACAACCACUGAAUCCCCCAUUCUACCCAAAACAAGACCACCAGGCGAAAAGAAAUUGCUCGCAACACUCAACAUCCUCCUCGUCCAGGAUAUCCCCGCCGCUCUAGAAGCCGGUAUCGUUAGUCGGUGGCUCUCGAAAUAUCCAUUUCCGUGCUACCGUAACAAUGACACUGCCAGUGGAGCAAACGGGAAUGAGGUCAAUAGCAACGUUCACAAAUAUCGUCAGAAAGAUAUAUACUGGCUUAUGAAGAUGUACUGGCCGGACGAUACCUUGAUGAGCUCUAUUAUCACGACGCUCGUCGGCGCACCAGACGGAAUUCGACAGUUACGCAAAUAUGGCCUUAUGGGGAGUAUAAUGGAAGAACCCCACGAUAUAGAUGACAAGGGUGACGAUGACGGCGGUCGCGACGAUGAUGAAGACGCAGAUAGUGAUGUGUGGAUGAUAAAUGGCGAGAGUACAGCAGGGAGAAACUGGUCGCCGGAGCGUUUGACGUUGCCGGAUGAGAGUCUUGAGGAACAAGCUCUUAGGAGACGGAGGAGAGAGGCUAUGGUUUUCAGUGAGGAUGGAGGGCCGAUAGGGAGUGAGAAUAUCAUACCUCCUAUUGAAGGCUAA
Molecule: messenger RNA, 1077 nt
Organism: Talaromyces amestolkiae
Lineage: Eukaryota; Fungi; Ascomycota; Eurotiomycetes; Eurotiales; Trichocomaceae
Exons: 5
Coding region: 1-1077 (358 amino acids)
Source: RefSeq, a predicted model, not a curated record